AUAUAUAUAAAUACAACCGCUUUCUUUCUUUCUUUCAAUUCAAUCUCAAUCAUCCAUCAAAAUACAUAUUACUACAAAGGGAAAAGGAAAAAAACAUAGGACAAAAGGUGUUUGUGUAGUUCGGUAUAUAUAUACACAGAGACAUCAUCGGAGUCUUGUUGUUCUUGAUUACUACAAGAAAGGGAGGAUUUGAAGAAGGCAUACAUAUAUAUAUAUACAUGGGGCGGUCACCUUGCUGUGAGAAAGCCCACACCAACAAAGGAGCCUGGACUAAAGAAGAAGACCAGCGCCUCAUCAAUUACAUCCGGGCUCAUGGUGAGGGCUGCUGGCGUUCCCUCCCUAAAGCUGCAGGGUUGCUUAGAUGUGGGAAGAGUUGCAGGUUGAGAUGGAUAAACUAUCUGAGACCUGACCUCAAGAGAGGCAAUUUCACUGAAGAAGAAGAUGAGAUCAUCAUCAAACUUCAUAGUCUGCUUGGGAAUAAAUGGUCCUUGAUAGCUGGAAGAUUGCCCGGAAGAACAGACAACGAAAUCAAGAAUUACUGGAAUACGCAUAUUAAACGCAAGCUUAUUAGCCGUGGCAUAGACCCUCAAACCCACCGUCCACUCAACUCCACCGCCGCCACUACCACCACCGUCGCCGCUGCCAAACCUUGCCUAGACUUCAGACCUUCAACUCCACCAUCUUCAAAAGAAAACACGGCCGCAUCAAUGAAUGAACCCAUCACCAACAAUAUUAAUAGCAUUCCCGCAACAGAUAAUUCAUCGUCAGUUGAUAACACCAAAUGCAACAGCAGCACAACGGAGGAGUCCCAACCACCGCCUCCUCCGCAGGAGGUGGAGGAGGGGAACGGCGCCGCCCAUGCAGUACUUGACUUAGAGUUGUCUAUAGGUCUGCCUUCUCAGUGCAAGUAUACAAAAAGUGCUUCAUUCAACUCAUCCUCAUCCACCGAGUCCAAGUCUUUCUAUGACUUCUUGAUGAGGCCGGCCGCGGUGGCUGAGGCGGAGACGGGGACACCCUCCACGGCGGCCAUGUGCUUGUGUUGGCAGUUGGGUUUUCAGAAAGGCCAGUCGUGUAGCAAUUGCCGAUCCAUUAAUGGCUUAUACAGAUAUUGCUGAUCAUCACUAUAUAUGAUAUAAUUGUAGAAUUUUUAGAUAUAUAGAUGUUAAUUAAUGCUUCUUUUCUUGUAAUCAUUUUUUCUUCUUCUUUCUAAUAUCAACCAAAGAUGCAGUAAUCACUCAAAAAUUAAUGAUUUGUGAUUACUAAUUAUGCAGUAAAAAGUCUGAAAA
This is a messenger RNA of Sesamum indicum (sesame), 1286 nucleotides long. RefSeq names its product myb domain protein 3 (gene MYB3). The record is from RefSeq and is a predicted model, not a curated record. NCBI's taxonomy places the organism in Eukaryota, Viridiplantae, Streptophyta, Magnoliopsida, Lamiales, Pedaliaceae.